Messenger RNA from Portunus trituberculatus (swimming crab), 785 nucleotides. Its product is annotated as vacuolar protein-sorting-associated protein 36-like. The transcript is spliced from 3 exons. The record is from RefSeq and is a predicted model, not a curated record. NCBI's taxonomy places the organism in Eukaryota, Metazoa, Arthropoda, Malacostraca, Decapoda, Portunidae. Bases 59 to 685 code for a protein of 208 amino acids.
AACAACAACAACAACGACGACGACGACGACGACGACAACAACAGCAACAGCAUCAACAAUGAUCCCAAGAAAGGAAAUGAGAAGAGAGGGAGAGAGAAAGAUAGAGGGAAAAGAAGAGAGACAGUGGGACUUUCUGAACCCUACAUGUACUUUGGGAGAAGAAACCAACAUGGCUGAUAUGCUGAACACAUACAUAUACGACAAGGAAGAGGGAGAAGGAAGAAGACAACGUAGAGGAAUAACAGAAAUAAAAGAAAGAGAAGGAACUGCUCAAAUUUUGAAGAACACUCAUCAUGAUUUGAAUUUUUCGCAACCAACUUCAAGUCUGGCACAACCUUACGCAAACAACCAAUGUGGACCAUCCUACCAACAACAACAACAACUACAACCACAUCUGCAAGAGACUUGUGAUGACUACAACUACAACAACUACUAUCAUCCCCAACAACCACAACUACUACUACAACAACCGGAAGACACAGAUAACUACAACAAUUACUAUUGUCAACAACAAGCACAACUACAGGACACUUGUGACGACUACUACAGCCACAACAACUACGACCAUCCCCAACAACAAGGCCCUGCGAACGAUUACUACUACUAUUCUGAGCAGCAACAACUGCAACAACAGCAACAGCUACAAUAUUUGUCAAUUGAUAAUGAAACAGGUAAGUGUGUUUAAUUCACCUCGGUCGUCUGCUGGUCACCCAGCCAGUCUUCCCCAUUAUGGAGCGAGCUCAGAGCUCAUAGACCGAUCUUCGGGUGGGACUGAGACCACAACA